Molecule: messenger RNA, 10686 nt
Organism: Drosophila erecta
Lineage: Eukaryota; Metazoa; Arthropoda; Insecta; Diptera; Drosophilidae
Product: titin
Exons: 11
Coding region: 366-9656 (3096 amino acids)
Cellular component (GO): endoplasmic reticulum
Source: RefSeq, a predicted model, not a curated record
CUGACAGCUGGGGGCUCGGUCUGGCCUGAGUCUUGGCCACUGCCGUCAGUCAAGUGCGGAACUCUCAGCUGUGUGGAUCGUGAAGUGCGGAAUCGGAAAAGCGGCAGCCAAAACGCUCACGGCUGAACGCUGAAAAAAGCCUCGCUACCGUCACGCACCGUGCAUGCCACAGCAACAGCUACAACUACUACAACAGCAACAAGAACAAGUACAACGUAAAGCAAAAAUGUAAACCAUAAAUAGAGAAUCCCCACAACAACAAAAACUACUACUACUACUACUACUAACUGCUGCAGCAACAACAAAGAGCCGCUGCGAGCAGUGGCAGAAAUCAUAGCAUACCGUCAGGCGCACGUUAACUUAACAUGGUUUGCAUACUGCACGGAUAUUACGAUGCACAGCCUAAAAUGCGUUUUAGCCUCUCACCACCGCCGCAGAAAGCCAUUACCAGUGCCCGCCUAACCUCGCCCAGCAGCAGCACCUCCACCAGGAGCACCACCACCAUCACCACCCCCGGCAGCAACAAUAGAAGCCCCAGCAGCACCAAAGCCACCAUGCUGACCCGCAAUGGCGGAGGCCACGGGACCAGCCCCACCGCCUCCGGAUCCGGGCACGCCCCAUCCGCCUCCGCCUCCGCCGCUGCCGACGAUGAAGCCACCUCGGACUACAACCAGUGGCUGCAUGCCAUGAAACUGGUGGCCCGCCUGCCCGGAGGCACUCCACCCGAGUUCCGACGCAAGUUGUGGCUCUCGCUGGCGGACAAGUACCUCAAGUCGAAGAACGUGGACUGGGCGCAGCAGCGGGAGAAGUGCUUCUGCGAGGAGUGGCGCGAGGACGACGAGGAGCUGGGCAUACAAAUCGUCAAGGAUCUGCAUCGCACUGGCUCGAAUCUGUGCACCGGUCCCGCGGGCUCCAUAAACCAGGCCAAGCUGAAGCGCAUUCUUCUGGGCUAUGCGCGUUACAACCCCGAGGUGGGCUAUUGCCAGGGCUUCAACAUGCUGGGCGCCCUCAUACUGCAGGUGAUGGACAAGGAGGAGGAGGAGUCCAUGAAGGUCAUGAUCUACCUGGUGGAGGGCGUUCUGCCCACGGGCUACUUCUACGGCUCGAUGGGUGGCCUGCAGGCGGACAUGGGCGUCUUCCGGGAGCUGAUGCAGACGCGACUGCCACGGCUGGCGAAGCACCUGCAGCGCCUCCAGGGACCCGUUGAGAAUGCCUUCGAACCGCCGCUAACCAAUGUCUUCACCAUGCAGUGGUUCCUGACCAUGUUCUGCACCUGCCUGCCCAUGUCCUGCGUCCUGCGCGUCUGGGACCUGGUCCUAAUCGAGGGUAGUGAUGUCCUGCUCCGCACCGCCCUCGUCCUUUGGAGUCUGCUUGAAGAACGUGUGAUCAGUGUCCGGUCUGCCGAUGAGUUCUAUGGCAAGAUGGGAUCCUAUUCCAGUGAACUCCUCAAUGGCCAUCUCGUGGACUCAAAUGGUCUUAUUGAGCGUGUGGUGAAGCUAGGACCCAUUGCGGAUUUGCGACAGCUGCGGGAUAAGCACCUCUACAACAUUGCCCCACUGCGUCACAAACAGGGAUUGCAGCUCUACUACGACGAGGAGGACACCCAUUCGGAUGAGGAGCGCUUGGCGGUGGCUACGGUAUUCGGCUUGAAUUGGGGUAGACGUGGAUCUGUGGGUCCUGCGGCGGCGGGAAAGCAGCAAGUGGAGCAGAAGGAUCGCCUGGCCUUGGAUAUAUCCCUGCUGAAGAAGCAGUACGAUAGGCUGCGCGAGCGCCAGAAGCAGGCCCAUGUCAUCCUAACCACCGCCUGUUCCACGGCAGCCCGUCAAGGAUCGGGUCCAGCUAGCAGCGCCCAGUCGUCGGUUCCAGUGAACCAGCUACUUCUCGGUCGCCCUGCAAUAGUGACCAACAAGGGAAAGCGGAUUGGAGCACCACUAGGCGCCAUUCCGCCCGCUCGAAAGCCUUCCCUUCCCGCUGUCCUCCAUACCAAACCAGCCACAGAGAAACAGUUGCGAAGGGGAGAGACUCUGCUCUGGAGGGACACCGAUCCGAGCCGCAGACGACGAGAUAGUCUCACCUGGAAGGAGAUCAAAGCAGAUCGAGCUGCCAUGAUGCGGGAGGGCACUGAUGUGAGCUCCGUGAGAACGCAAAAGCUUCGCACGCGAUUCGGCAAGAGCGAUAGCUCCUCCUACAGCGAGGACAGCGAUGGAGAGCUGGAGACUGGGGCAGGAGGAGGAGGAGGAGGAGGAGGUUCCAGUACGGACACCAGCCUCUGUGAUGACGAUGACCCAAAGUCCACGGAGAAGAGUCCCAAGCAGAAGGCCAAGCUAGCACGCAAGCUCAAGGAGCAGAAGCAAUUGGCCGGUUCCAGGGACACGAGCUUGGAGCGGCAGAGACCCAAAUCUUGGGCUCCAAGCAGCCAAGAGAUUCCCUUCACGCUGAUGGGUACGGAUAGUGGCGACGAGAAGGAGGAGCAGGCGGCGAAAGAGCAGCCGGAUACCGGGGAUCAAGCGGAGGACAGUGCCACGGAAAGCGGUCAUUUCGAAUUCGACAGAGAAUUGCAAUUGGUCAGCGCCAAGAUAGAGCCACUAAAACUUCCUUACGACACCGCAUUCCCAGGCAUGCCCUCCGUUAGUCCCAUGCCGACGCCCCAAGAAAAGAGUGAAGCUGAAGAGGAUUUGCUGGAUGAGCGAAAGCCCUUCGAUGUGAGCGACGAUGGAGUGACAAACCAGUACUUCGAGAGGGUAAACAGCGUGGAGCGGCCCAAUCGUCUGGAAUUGUCCUACUCGCUCAACGAAGAGGAGACGGAUACUAAAGCAAUUUACCUAGAGGAGAGGGAGAAAGUUGAGGGGCACAGUGGUGAUAGGGAAUAUAAUUCCCUACCCCGUUUCUAUCCAAGAGCGGACGAUGAUGGUGUACAGGAUGACGGCAAGGUGCCACAGAUUCGGGACGACAACAUUCCAGGUGAGAACAAGGACGACUACAAAGAGCUGCUGAGCAUGACGAUAGAGGAAAACACUGGCUACAAGCCACCACCUCCCACAGCCAGCGCAUUGAGCAAUGCCAGCCGAAAGAGGCGGGAUCCUCGCCGCAAAACCUUGACUCGCUCAUCGACCAUCGAGAUCGAGGAACGGUAUCAGGCUCUGGAGCGCAGGAUCAGCCAGGAUCAGCCGAGUGAAGAUCGGAAGGCCAAGUACAUACCCAGCACAGCUGCUCUAGAGGAGCGCUUCAACACGCUUGAAAAGCAACUGAGUGCCGAGAAGCAACGCAAGGAGCAGACCGAUAUGGAGGCUGACCAGCCCAUCAAAUCCGACCGCAUUCCCUCCACCGCCGACCUGGAGUCCCGCUUUAAUUCCCUAACAAAACAAAUGAGUUCCAGCGAGAACUCUAGUUCCAAGACUCCCAUUGAUCUCAAGGACGCGGACCGGCCCAGUGGGAGCAGCUCCAAGAAGCAGAUGGAUAGCGAAAAAACCAGCAAGCUGCACCAAGCCGAGGAACCCGAAUCUAAUACAAAGGAAAGUGCAGGAGAAACAGAAGCCAGCGAUAGCAAAGAAAAUAAAAGUGACGAAAAGGAGGCGGAGCAACCACGCCUCAAGAAACUUCCAUCCACUGCAGAGCUGGAAGAUCGCUUUAAUGCCUUAGAACGCAAACUGAGUGUUCAGAAGAGCAGCCCAUCGAAAAACAAGAAAGAGCCACCUGAUGAGGGAGAAUCGAAGUCUACAAAGGAGCCAGAGAAACCAGAGGAGCCCGAAAAGGAAAUGGAGAAGUCUUCGGACUGUCAAUCACCCAUUGCUGCAAAGGAUCCCAAGAACAGUGAUCAGAAAAAACCCGAAACUAAGGAGACAACUCAAUCACCCACUGAAAACAAAGACCAGAAAGGCAAAGCCAAAUCCCCAAAAAGUGAAGAGCGCAUUGGAAAAGAAACCUCCAAGUCGAAAGAGGAUUCACAGGAAACUGAUUCAACUAAAAAGGUGGAAACCAAUCCAAAGCUUAGCUCAGAAAAAGGCGAUCACGCCCUAAAAGAAAAAAGGCAAGAAGCUCCAGGAAAAACCGAUAAAGAAACUGCUGAAACCAAAAACGAGAAUAAAAGUGAUUCCCAAAAGAAAGAAGCCACCAAGACUUCGGUUCCCCAAACUGAGUCUGAUUCGAAACCCGCUUCAAAAGAAAAGCCAACUAGCAAAGAUGUGGAACUAGAAAAGACUCCUCGAAAAUCUCCACCCUCCACUGAGGAAUUAGAAAAACGUUUUAAUGCCUUGGAAAAACAGAUGAGUACCACCAACUUAGAAACAACCAAAGAACCUGAUCAAACCAAAGCAGCAACAAAAAGUCAAUCUUCAAGUGCUGAAGAAAAGGCACAGAAGUCCAUGAAAUCUUUUGACGACAAGAUCAAAGAAGUUAAUGUGGCUAUUGAAAAGGAGCAGAAGAGAGUUGAGGUAGAAGAUCACGCUGAAAAGAAGCGCCAGAAUGUUGAAGAAGCGGUCAACAACAAUUUGGAAACCCCAAACAACAAAGUAAAGGAUUCCCAGCUACCAGAAGAGAGUGAGCAAAAGGGUAAGAAUCAGCGAAGAGCUUCUGAGCCACCGUCAACGGAGGAUCUGGAAAAGCGUUAUGAGACCUUGAAGCGUCGCAUGAGCAGCAAGAAUCAAUUCAGCGAAACCGUGGACGAGGCUCUCGAGCGGAUCCAGCAGGAGGUGAUCUCCGAGUCGGUGGAGGAAAAGAAGCCACCACCAACGACGGCGGAUCUGGAGAGCCGCUUUGAGGCCCUGCAUGGGGAUAGGAAAAACGUGGAAGCCAAAGUGGCCGCAACCAAGCACGUGGAUGUGGCCAUUGAGGCGCAUAUUCCAUCACCACCUCCGCCGCCACCACCACCAAAGGAACGCCCGGUCCUGGCCGCACCGGUUCUCCACCAGCAACAGGCUCUGAUCGAGGAGCUGCAGAGCAAGAUGCGCGGCCAAUCCCCCGGCGAGGAGAACCUCAAGCCCAGCGAGAUCAAUCCGCAGAGGAGGCAGAGAAGGCUACUGCAACGACCCACGCCCAUGGGCGAUGAGACCUCGGAAGCACCUGCAAACACGGCUUACUACAGAGCGGCAAACCACGAACAAUGGCAGCAGCGCAUGGUGCGUCGGUUCUCUGAUCUACCCUCUCGGGCGGAUCUGGAGAACCGACUGCAGUUCCUGGAGAGGCAACUCUACAAGAAGUUCUACAAGCAGCGCUGUGCAAGUGAUUCCGAAGUUGCAUCGAGGGUCAAGCUUCCGCCCGAGGACCAGCCGAGCACCUCUCGGCAGGCCAAGGAACUGGAAGCCGAGGGACAGCUGGAGCAGCGUGUCCUGGCAUUGGAGAAGCAGCUGAGUGAGAACAGUCUCAAGCUGCUGGAAGCGAUGAGGGAGCGCCAGAGGUCAGCGGACGACAGUGGCUCCCCCAGGAGACUGAGCACGGAGACAAUCGACGCCACCGGCAAGGAGCUUGUUAGAUACACCCAGAACAUUGGCGAGCUGGAGGAAGUGGACGCCCACAAGCCCAUCAACAUAAGCAUCAACAUCAAGAUGAUGGUCAACAAAGACAGCGAGUCCAAGCAGCCGAAGGGUGAGUCCAAGCCCACAACAGAGGAUCUGACUCGUCGCCUGGAGCAAUUGGAGCAGCAACUGCUGGAGGAGCGGGCCAAGAAUGGCUCCAUCCCACCAGAAGGGGAAGUGCUGGAGGAGAAACCAGAAAAGCUCGAGGAAAAGGAUUCCUGCAAUAAGCAGGAGAAGAACUGCCACAAUCAGCAUGUCAAAGGUGAUGAAGUCGAGAAAUCAGAAGUGCCAGUUGAGCGAAAAAUUGAACCUGCAGCGGCUAAGGAGACCAAAACCCUGGAAAAUGAAGAGAAAGCUCAAGCUCGAGCCAAAGAUGUGGAUACUCAAAAAUCUGUUAAGGGCCAGAAUGCAGUGGAUGACAAAAAAUCAGUUAAGGGCCAGAAUGCGGUGGAUGAUAAAAAUUCUGUUAAAGAUAAGAAUGUAGUGCAUGAUACGCAAACAGAUGGAGAAAGUUUGGAUAAAAAAGGGAAAACUCCUGCUAAGGAAAAAUCAGAAGAUGGCACUAAACAGAAGUCAGAGGCCAUCAAAGCUGAAGUUCCCAAGGAAACAUCCACCCAAGGGAAACCUUCCGAAACUAAGUUGGAAAAACGCAUAACUAGAGACCCCGUUGCUGAGGAAGCUUCAACUAAAGAGGCUUCCCCCAAAAAGGAAAAUCCUGAAAGUGGGGAACCCAAAUCCAAAGAAAAGGAAGCGACAAAGGCUGAAACAAAUAAAUCAAAGGAAACACCUUCAGUUGCGGUCUCCACCAAAGAAGGCAAAGUACCGAGCAAACAACUGCCAGAAAAAAAGGAAACAACCAAACACUCUCCCUCCAAAGAACUGCCCGAAAAAAUGGUUAUCAAUUCCACAGAUGUAGGACCCAUGGAACCCAACGGCAAAACAGUGGUACUGUUAAUGGACAACGAGCACAGAGCUUCGAAGGUGCGAAGAUUGACCAGGGCCAACACGGAGGAACUGGAGGAUCUGUUCCAGGCCUUGGAGAAACAGCUCAAUGAUCGAAAUCUGGUCAAAUCCGAAGACGGUCGCCUGGUACGAGUAGAUCCCAAGCCAAGCGCUGAGCAAGUGGAGCAGACUCAGGCUAUCUCUGAUCUCACCAAGGAAAUCGAGGAUUUUACCAGCGCCAAGCCGGAGGAGGAGAACCCGAAGGAGGCGGCAAAAGAAGACAAGCUGGAACCCGAAGAGCCGGAGGACUUCGACUGGGGACCCAACACGGUGAAGCAUCAUUUGAAACGCAAAACAGUCUACCUGCCCUCCACCAAAGAGCUCGAAUCUCGCUUCCGCUCCCUGGAACGCCAGAUAAAACUGCUUGAGGAUGUGGAAAAGAUCGACGUGGAGCAGCGGUUGAAUGAAUUCGAGCGUAAAAUUAAGCUGCAGUACUCGCUCUCCCACGAAAAGGAUUUGAACAAGUACUUGGAACUGUGUGAGGGAAAGGGACUGGAUGACGAUGAAGCCUUGCCUGUGGAAACCCCAACGAAGGCGGAGGAAGCUACCGCAACUAGAGAUCGUUCUCGCAGUCCUGGACGCAAGGCGGUGGUGUCCAAGUCUCCAUAUACUUCGCCAUCGCGAAAGGCCACCAUCAAAACUCCACAUACCUCACCCACCCGGAAGCCUAUCAUUAAAUCACCCUACACAUCUCCUGCCCGGAAGUCUGCCAAAUCGCCAUACACGUCGCCUUCCAGAAAUCGACAGAGAUCGCCUUCUCCGACGCGAUCACCGGACAGGAAGACGAAGAGAAGUCCCUACACUUCACCUGCCCGUCGCAAGCCGCAUCCUAACGAUCUUCCCAUAUCAGAUGAUUUGGAGUACAAGUAUCGAGUGCUUGACUUGGUUAGAUCCAAGUCCAAGGAGAACUUGGCCAAGCGAAUGAACGAUCCCAACAGAAAGGCGGCCAUUCAUCCCCUGGAAAUGAUUCUUAGUCCCAGUCCGGAUACGGAGGCGAUACCUACAACCGGUGAGCUAGAGCACAGAAUACGUGUCCUGGAUGAAAAGCUCAGGUCGCCAGCCAAGACCCGCUCAAAGUCGCGUUCCCGAUCGCCAACCAUCGAAGACAUGAAGCGUCAGAAGAUGAGAGAUGAGCAAAAGCCCAGGACACCUGUCCACAAUCUAGAAAGGAUUGUCAGCUCGCCUGGUAGACCAGAACCGCCCACUGCCGAGGAGCUCGAGGAGCGCAUACGCAUCCUGGAGCAGGAGCAUAAGUUUGACUUUAAGACCCAGAAGGACUACAAGGCAUUCAAUCAAAAGCUCAAGGACGUCAUCUCACCCUCGCUCUCCUUCGAGGAGUUCCGUUCGGCCAAGUCACGGGAGCAAAGUCCCCGCCGCCAUGGCCCCACUACGCCCAAGUCCGCCCUGCGUCGCGAUGAUUUCGAUGAGGGCUACUGUGGCGGUACCCACACAACCAGCCACUACCGCUCCACCAGCCCCAAGGUCAUUCGGUUCCGGGACGAGGACGAGGUCGAGGAUGCGGACCAGUUCGAAGAGGCACCCAGACCGAAGUCGCGUCAGGCCGGCGAUCGAAUGAAGACUCUUGCAGAUCAACCAUCGGCCACGCGCAGCUACGCCAGCAGCUCGGAGGGUCUGGAUGCCCUGGGUAGUCGCCUGAUGAGGGAAACCUCUCCGAUUACCCGAACCGGAACCCACACGGGCGUGCCACUGCGAACGGGGGAGAACAUCAACGACCGCCUGAGUUCGAUCAAGAACUCGAUCAAAUCGAUCGACACGCUGUGCGAGGAGAAGCCGUACCAGAAGGAGAAGUGCCAGCGCUACAUAGACUCGCUCUUCACGGACUCCCUGCACUUUGGCAGCAAGAAGAGCUCCCUGGAGGAUCUCAGUCUGAGCAGGAGUCUCAGUCGCAGCGAGAGCAGGGGAAGGAGCAUUCACAGGUCUGGUGACUAUGCGCCUUCCAUAAGGGUCACCUCCGAGCACAGAUCUUUGGGCUCGGCGGAUUCCCGAAGGAGUCCGUUGGGCCACCGGGACACGAGUCCCUUGCACCACAGAUCGCAUAGGGAUGUCAGCCGGGAGCUGUCCCCGCGGCGCAGGCGCUUGGAGGAGGAGGAUGAGGAGCGUAAGGAUCGGGAGAGCAGUAGGGUAAGACGUGAUAACUUGUUGCCAAAUUAUUUUGCUGAUAAUCGUAGCGAACUAAGUAGCGGGAGUAGUUUAACCGGGUUUAACCACAAAGUAGAUAGACAACUAGAAGAGACGUGCGCCAAGUAUGCGGACGAUCGACGCUCGGCCUGUCGCACACCGUUGAGCCACCCGUACGAGUCCCGCACCACAGCCACAGCCACAGCCACACGCCACAGCCACACAGAUCCAGUCCAGAUCCCAGCCAAGCCAGCAGGAUCAGCAACUGCAACAGACAGUUUCCCCCGGCCCGUGUCGCCAUAUCGCCAGCCGUACGAUCCCUACCAUCGGUCCCCUGGUGGCGCCGGUGGCACACCCCUCUAUCAGCCCGGCAAGCUGGAGAUCCGCCACACCACCGUCACCUCGACCUUCUACGAUCGGUUCCUCACCGAGAAGCAGAUCGAGCGGCAGACCCACUCCCGUCCGCCCAGUCGUUCCCCAGUGGUCUCGCCCUCGGUGCCAGCCAAAAGCUACGUGGACUUGUGCAGCACCACCUCCUCAGCCACAUCCACAUCCAGCACCUCCGCCUCCUCAUUCAUGUCCAGCAGCUAUGCGGGCCCCUCCUUUUCGCUGCCCUCGGCCAGCAACUAUUCCUAUUUGAAUCCGGUUUCGGGUUCGGGUUCGGGUUCGGGUUCGGGCAUCUCCUCUAUUUCGCCGCGCGCCAGUUGCUCGGAUCUCCGCUCCACCAGUACCACCUCCGUGACCACCUCCUCCUAUGCACCCUACAACUUCACCAGCUCCUUCACAUCUCGCUUGAGCGAUCCCAUUGCCACUUCCACUGCGAGUGCAGUGAGCACUAGUUCCCUUACCCACUCCACGGGCGUCUACAAUCCCAUGAUGUCCUUCACGCUGAGGGAACCACUGACCAGCAGUUCCCUGGGUGGCUCAAGUGCCUCUCCAUUGCUACCGUUUCAGUUCAACAGAACCUUCACUUCCAACUUCGACAAGGAGCAGAACAAACAAUAGAGGGAUGCACAUCAAUCGUUAACCAAAGGUUGUCCAUACACAUUAUUUUGCCCCCAUUAAGGAUCAAAACAUUGAUAGAUUCAAGGAAAUCGAGCUCAAAACUGUAGCACUGAGAGAAAAAUCUGUCUAAAACCCAUUUAAGUUCUUUUGUGCACAUUAUUAAUUGUUUGUGCUCCUAAAGAUAUCAAAUAAUCUACAAUUAUCCCAAAGUUAAAAGGUUGCCAAUUUCUUAACAAUUCUCGUACCAUUUUUGCCGAUUUUAGUUAGGUUUUUAUCUCAGUCAGUCUAACUUUCGCCAAGCAAUAUAAAUAUAGUAAAAAUAACAAACAGUUUUAGGCACUUAAAUACCUAAACAUAAAUACCUAUAUAUCUACAAGUACGAGUAUAUACAAACCUUGCAAAUCGGAUAUUUAUUCUUCAAGCGAACUUGCACCAAACCAUUUUGGCUUCUUGCAACUUACCUCAUCUACAUUGACAGCACCAGCAACUCAACUAUUCAUAACUUAGCAAAGAUUUUUAUACAAUAUAUAUCUACGUAUAUACAAAGAAUAUAGCUAUCGAAACUGUAACCAAGUGCGAAGAGGAGGGCAAGAUGUUAAUCCAACUUUUUUCAGCGUUAACCAAAGUUUAGCUCUAAUUCCUUCAACGACUUUGACUUUAGACCACUCAAUUAAACUUAAACUUUUCCUUAAAAUUAACUAAUCAAUUACGUGGCUUACACUAGCCAACAAAUACCCAAAUACCCAAGAAAUCAACACACACACACACACUUUGAAACGGUGUAAAACUGCAAGUGCAUUUUUGGGCCGAGUUAGUUGAUUAUUCAAUACGUUAACUGACUGACACAAGCCGUAAAAUUAGUUUACCAACAUUGUUAAAUACACACGCAGCCAUAUAUGUACCUAUACCAAUUGAACGAUAUAUAUUGUAUUUAAUUACGUACACAUACCAAUUGCAGUUGUUGAAUUUCAAUUAUGCAAAAGACACGAUUACGACUAUGAGUAAUAGGCAAGAAAAAGCGAACCCGAAU